AUGUCAACGGGAACCCCUGCCUUACUCCGGCUGGAAACUCCUAUCCAGAGUUUGACAACUGCCUUCUGGUUAUGGAAAACUCUCUUGUUUAUAAUUGUUGUUGCCUGUCCAGGACCAGGCUAUGAUACUUCCACUACUUUGAUCCCAUUUGACGGUGAUGAUGUCACCGCAUUGCCAUGGCCAUUGAAACUGGCUCGAUGGGAUGCCAUCUAUUUCGUGCAUACCGCGGAAAAGGGAUACAUCUACGAACAGGAAUGGGCUUUUGGGUACCCUAGAGGGGGCCCUGUAUCAACAGCCUUAAUUGGGGUUGUAUUGUCCCACGUCGCCCAUUAUCUGUCUGUUUUAGCACUCUUUGGACUUUCAGCCAAUAUCUUUGGUCACGCGACAGUCACGCAGCAAUUGAUUUGUUUUCUGUCAGCUGCUCUUCAUAUUAUUUGUCCAGCAGGUGCUUUUCUCUCAGCGCCUUAUGGCGAGUCGCUCUUCUCUUUCCUCAACAUCCUGGGCUUCUACCUGUAUUCGUCCUCAUUGAUCUCUGAAUCUAAAGGUGCCUCGACUUUGCGAGACUUGCAAGUUCUGACUGCGGGAGGUCUGUUCGCUGUUGCAACAAUCGUUCGCAGCAAUGGACUCCUGAGUGGAUUCCUAUUUGCAUAUGAUGCUAUCUUUCUCGCGUGGAUAACCUUAACACAAGGCCCGUCCCGUCACAGGAGCCGGCGACUAGCCGUUAUCAUAGCGGGUGGGAGCAUUGUGGCACUUGGGGUUCUCGUGCCUCAAGUGAUCGCUUACAAAACCUACUGCCUGACUGAGCUGGAUCGGGAAUGGUGUGGUUGGACACUACCAAAUAUCUAUACUUGGGUUCAGAGUCACUAUUGGAAUGUGGGGUUUCUUCGCUAUUGGACCAUCUCCAAUCUGCCUCUUUUUGUGCUCGCUACACCGAUCCUCAUAAUCAUGUGCAAAUCAUCGCUUUGGGCUCUUCGGGCGCCGUCUACCUUGCGUUCCGAUGCGGGCAAUCAGGCGCCGUCAAUGCUUAGCCCGGGCUCCAUGCUUCUCCGCCUUGCAGUGCCCCAGGGUCUAUUAGCCGUUCUAGCCCUGACGAGUUAUCAUGUCCAAAUUGUCAACCGAAUCUCAUCAGGAUACCCCGUAUGGUAUUGGUAUUUAGUCUCUGUUGGCAUGGAAUGUUUCCAAGAUUCCCGCAAGAACUCCCGCAGCUUAGCGCUUGCCGCGCACCUGAUGGUGGCCUAUGCUUUGAUCCAAGGAGUUCUAUAUGGUUCUUUCUUACCUCCGGCAUAA
Molecule: messenger RNA, 1287 nt
Organism: Penicillium malachiteum
Lineage: Eukaryota; Fungi; Ascomycota; Eurotiomycetes; Eurotiales; Aspergillaceae
Exons: 3
Coding region: 1-1287 (428 amino acids)
Biological process (GO): GPI anchor biosynthetic process
Cellular component (GO): endoplasmic reticulum membrane; mannosyltransferase complex
Molecular function (GO): GPI mannosyltransferase activity; alpha-1,6-mannosyltransferase activity
Source: RefSeq, a predicted model, not a curated record